GAGCGCAGCCUCGUCCCCGCAGCCUCGUCCCCGCAGCCUCGUCCCCGCCGCCGCCGCCUCCGCCCCCGGGGCAUGGCCUGUCUGAUGGCCGCUUUCUCGGUCGGCACCGCCAUGAAUGCCAGCAGUUACUCUGCGGCGAUGACGGAGCCCAAGUCAGUGUGCGUGUCGGUGGAUGAGGUCGUGUCCAGCAAUGUGGACGACGCUGAAACGGACCUGCUGAACGGGCACCUGAGGAAAGUGGACAACAGCUUCACAGAGGCCCAGCGCUUUUCAUCCUUGCCUCGGAGGGCAGCUGUGAACAUCGAAUUCAAGGACCUCUCCUACUCCGUUCCCGAGGGACCCUGGUGGAGGAAGAAAGGAUACAAGACCCUUCUGAAAGGAAUUUCUGGGAAAUUCAACAGUGGAGAGCUGGUGGCCAUCAUGGGUCCUUCCGGGGCCGGGAAGUCCACGCUUAUGAACAUUCUUGCGGGAUACAGGGAAACGGGCAUGAAGGGGGCGGUCCUCAUCAACGGCAUGCCCCGGGACCUGCGCUGCUUCCGGAAGGUGUCCUGCUACAUCAUGCAAGACGACAUGCUACUGCCCCACCUCACCGUGCAGGAGGCCAUGAUGGUGUCGGCACAUCUGAAGCUGCAGGAAAAGGAUGAAGGCAGACGGGAGAUGGUCAAGGAGAUCCUAACAGCACUGGGCUUGCUGUCCUGUGCUAACACACGCACAGGGAGCCUUUCAGGAGGCCAGCGGAAGCGCCUGGCCAUCGCGCUGGAACUGGUCAACAACCCUCCAGUCAUGUUCUUUGAUGAGCCCACCAGCGGCCUGGACAGCGCCUCCUGCUUCCAAGUGGUGUCCUUGAUGAAGGCGCUGGCCCAGGGCGGCCGGUCCAUCGUUUGCACCAUCCACCAGCCCAGUGCCAAGCUCUUUGAGCUCUUCGAUCAGCUUUACGUCCUAAGUCAAGGACAGUGUGUUUACCGGGGGAAGGUCUCGAAUCUUGUGCCAUAUUUGAGGGAUUUGGGUCUGAACUGCCCCACCUACCACAACCCUGCAGACUUUGUCAUGGAGGUGGCAUCAGGCGAGUACGGUGAUCAGAACAGCCGGCUGGUGAGGGCCGUGAGGGAGGGCAUGUGCGACUCUGACUACAAGAGAGACCUCGGGGGCGAUGCUGAUGUGAACCCAUUUCUCUGGCACCGACCCUCUGAAGAGGACUCUGCCUCCAUGGAAGGCUGCCACAGCUUCUCCGCCAGCUGCCUCACCCAGUUCUGCAUCCUCUUCAAAAGGACUUUCCUGAGCAUCAUGCGGGACUCGGUCCUGACACACCUGCGCAUCACCUCGCACAUCGGGAUCGGCCUCCUCAUCGGCCUGCUGUACCUGGGGAUCGGGAAUGAAGCCAAGAAGGUCCUGAGUAACUCCGGCUUCCUCUUCUUCUCCAUGCUGUUCCUCAUGUUCGCUGCCCUCAUGCCUACCGUUCUGACCUUUCCCCUAGAGAUGAGUGUCUUCCUCCGGGAACACCUGAACUACUGGUACAGCCUGAAGGCUUACUACCUGGCCAAGACCAUGGCUGACGUCCCCUUUCAGGUCAUGUUCCCUGUGGCCUACUGCAGUAUCGUAUACUGGAUGACGUCACAGCCAUCGGAUGCUGUGCGCUUUGUUCUGUUUGCUGCACUGGGUACCAUGACCUCUCUCGUGGCCCAGUCCUUGGGCCUGCUGAUUGGAGCUGCCUCCACGUCCCUACAGGUAGCGACGUUCGUGGGUCCCGUGACGGCCAUUCCUGUCCUGCUCUUCUCUGGGUUCUUCGUCAGCUUUGACACUAUCCCGACAUACCUGCAGUGGAUGUCCUACAUCUCCUAUGUCCGAUAUGGCUUUGAGGGUGUCAUCCUCUCCAUCUACGGCCUGGACCGGGAGGAUCUGCACUGUGACAUCGAUGAGACAUGCCACUUCCAGAAGUCAGAGGCCAUCCUGCGGGAGCUGGACGUGGAGAACGCCAAGCUGUACCUGGACUUCAUCGUGCUGGGCGUCUUCUUCAUCUCCCUCCGUCUCAUUGCCUAUUUCGUCCUAAGAUACAAAAUCCGGGCCGAGAGGUAAAACAGCCAGCGGCCAGCACGGAAGCAAAGCAGACGUUGUGGUCAAGGGCACUGCUGAGAGACGGCAGCACACCUAUGCCCGGCGACACAGAGACUCUCCUGACCCAACCUGGAGGCCACGUCGGUCGGUGGUGACCAGUGUUCGGCUCCUCUGCCUGCCAGGCUAGACCUGCUUUCCAUUCCCUUUUCUAGCUUUAACUAGGAAGAUGUAGGAAGGCUGGGGGGUUUUAUGUGAAGAAUUUGAAACAACUGGGGCAGAAUGUCACCCUGGACCCAGCUGGGGACACACGCUUCCUCAGAGAGAUUCCUCGUGGAGUCCAGGGUGGGUUGGUCGCUGGGGAGGCCCAUAUCUUGGGGGACUCUGCCUGACGACUGUCUUUUCUCACAGUCUUUCUAAAGCUCAUCUCAUUUCUGAUGAAGUCACUUUUGGAGCCAAAGUUGAUAAAUUUCAUUCAUUUUGAGAGAUUGUAUCUUUUUAGUACUUGUUGAGGAAGUGUUCAGGGUAAACUACAUAUUUUGCUUAGAGAUAGAAGGGGUUCCACCUAGCCACUGAGUGGGGCUCGUAGGCAGAUCCAUGGAAGGAAAUGCAGGCUGCAGGUGAGGGAAACCAUAACACCAGCCGCACUGGGCCAACGGAGACCGCGAGCGACGUCUGCAGGGCUGAAGGGAAGCUGGUCAGCACUUUCCUUUCCAUGUUUUCUUAUCUUAAGCAAAACAGAUGGAUUCUUCCUAGCUUUCUGGUCACCUUCAUUUUGCCAAGGAAUGUGUAGAAGAUCAACCUUGUCAAUUUUUAAAGAGCAUUUUCCCGUCACUUGUCACAUCAACUACCUCCACUGAAUCUGGAGGGGCCCGACCUGGGGACACUUCAGAGAUGGCCUCGAGCACCUGUGAGGGGCCAGCCAGCCAGGUCCAAGGGGAAGUGCAGGUGGGUUUCCCCUUUAAGGGUCUUCCUUCCAGAGCACCACCGCCCUAGGAUCUCCUGCAAAAGUCUGUGAGCAGAUCGGCUAACCCCCUUGAGCCUGUUUCUUCUCUGUAAGAAUUAAACUAGAUAGUGUUCAAGGUUGUCGUCAGCUCUGACAGGUUCUAAGAUGCCUUGGUUGUGGCCUUGAAGCUUUUGUUUCCUACUUGUAGAGUGUAAGGGUCCGACUUUUACAUGCGCAUGGAUCUGCUUUGAAAAUGUUGAGAUUCUUUUUAUUUUUUUUCACUCCUAGAGCUUUUUCUAGAAAACAAUUGAAAUGCACAUUAAAAUGCAAUUUUCAUUUGG
Messenger RNA from Nannospalax galili (Upper Galilee mountains blind mole rat), 3336 nucleotides. It is a transcript of the gene Abcg1, whose product is annotated as ATP binding cassette subfamily G member 1. Gene Ontology annotation, biological process: cholesterol homeostasis; transmembrane transport. The transcript is spliced from 15 exons. Gene Ontology annotation, cellular component: plasma membrane. Lineage: Eukaryota; Metazoa; Chordata; Mammalia; Rodentia; Spalacidae. Gene Ontology annotation, molecular function: ATP binding; ABC-type sterol transporter activity; ATP hydrolysis activity. The record is from RefSeq and is a predicted model, not a curated record. The coding region runs from base 73 to 2073 and encodes 666 amino acids.